This is a messenger RNA of Copidosoma floridanum, 1191 nucleotides long. Its product is annotated as tRNA (guanine(37)-N1)-methyltransferase. The record is from RefSeq and is a predicted model, not a curated record. NCBI's taxonomy places the organism in Eukaryota, Metazoa, Arthropoda, Insecta, Hymenoptera, Encyrtidae.
AUGACUUCCUUGCUGGUUCCUCCAUCUUCGGUGCGCAGUCAGGCGAAAGUCGAUCACGAAGCUUUUAAAGUUAAAGUUGACAACGUGCCCUGCCUGCUGCUUUCCCAUAAGAUUUUUAACGAAUACAAGAAUACAAUUAGAAAAAUACUGCUGAAGUUUCCCAAGUUCAAGCCAGUUCAAGCUCACGAAGACAAGGAAGAGGGAAAAUGUGUUGUGUACCUGGACCCACAAAAAAUGAAGGAUGUUUCAGAUGAUUUCAAACAGGAAAUCAUGUGGGACCAAGUUUACCUAGAGAAGGAACUCCACUUAUCUUAUGAGAAUUGGCCCUGCAACGAUGUUCUUUGCGCAGUUUUGCCCAAGGACGUUGAAGUACCGACAUCGUACAGUAUAAUUGGUCACAUAUUGCACAUGAAUUUGCGCAAAGAGCUGUUGCCCUUUAAAAAGGCAAUAGGCCAAAUUUUCCUCGACAAGACUCCAAACAUCAAGACAGUGGUUAAUAAAUUGGACAUUAUUGACAACACCUACAGAAAUUUUGCCAUGGAAAUACUUGCUGGAGAAGAAAAUACUGUUGUCUCUGUAAAGGAGAACGGCGUCACCUAUCACUUUGACUUUGCCAAAGUGUAUUGGAACCCAAGACUAGCUACGGAGCACAAGGUUCUGGUUAAUUUCUUAAAAUCAGAUGAUGUGCUUUACGACGUGUUUGCUGGCGUGGGUCCUUUUUCCAUACCAGCAGCACGCAAAGGCGUCCGAGUUUUGGCAAACGACUUGAAUCCAGAAUCUCACAAAUGGCUAUUAAAAAACGCAGAAGUUAACAAAGUAAAAAAGUUAAUAAGCCCUUUUAACAAGGAUGGCAAAGAUUUUUUAAGAGAUGAUGUUAAAAAGGAUAUAUUAGAAAGAAGAGAAAAAAAUCUUCCCGGUUCUGAGCAUUUGGCAAUGAACUUGCCAGCCAUUGCAGUUGAAUUUUUGGAUGUAUUUAGGGACUGGUUAACCACAGAUGAAAUGGAAAAAGUAUACUCAAAGCCUCCGACGGUGCAUGUAUACUGUUUUUUAAAAGCGGCAAAAACUGAAGAUUUUAGUGCCUUAGCAAAAGAAUUAGUCGAGAAACAUCUGGGAGCAAAGCUUGACGCAAACGCGAUAGUAGAUGUCCAUCAUGUGAGGAACGUAGCUCCGAACAAAGAGAUGAUAUCCUGA